GGCUCUAGCUUGGAGACGCUUCUAAUUCGAAACCAGAAGAAUCAAACGGAAGGCACAGGCAGACAAAAUCCAUAAUGGCUGCCAUCCACAAACUUCUGAUGUAUAUACUUCUACUUACCUCCUCAGCGAGUGGUGGGGGCUAUAUAGCCCCCCUUCUUGUUUUAUUCUCACUGAAUAUAUUAAAAGACCAUGCUCAUGACUGUUUUAUUAAUUUAUGUGCUUUUUUAUUUACGUGUACUGCAUGCUUUCAUAUAGCAUCAACGAUUGCAGUGAACCUCAUCGUAACACUUUUCCCUGCAAUUAGCUCAACCCUACUACGGGGUGCCCCUGCAAUAUGGCUUCAAUUGCUGCUGGGAGCGACCCCUGUGAAGGGUAAUAGAUGGGCUCUCAAACUAGCGCUUCGGUUGUUGCCUUCCUUGCUCAUUGUCGUGCUAGCAGGGCUUUAUAAAAUAGUUAAGAAACCUGUUCAAAUAGCAUCUCACCAGGACAAAGAACAAGGGGUAGUGGGAAAAAAACGUACGGGUUCACUUUUCACCUGCCGUCUGCUUUACGCUUUCUUGAUUUGCAGCUUUUUAGUCACUGCUGUUAUUCUACCCUCAUGUCUUACCGCCUCCUUGUUCGUAGUAAUGUCACUCCUGCUUAUCAAACCGACUUUUCCGGGGAUGUUGAUGUCGAAUCCUUAUCAACCGUUGACAGAACGCUACUUAAACAAUCGACUCUAUUAUAUGCAGUGCGUCCUAGCAGCUGUGGUGGUUGUCAUAGGCGUUGUUCAAAAUGAUGCGGUGUUUUGCUUGCUCCAGAAGUUUCUUAAGGGUGUUGACACCUCCUUCAUCGGUAUCUUUCAGGUUUUUUAUCCUGAAGGCGGUGUUGCUUGGCGGCACGCCAUCCAGCUUCUGGGUAUGGUAACUUGUGCAUGGUUAACAGAGGCUCUCGUGGCCGAAGGGCGUGGCUACACCUCUGCGGAGCUGGAAAGGUUACGCCAAAAUGCACCACACUCGGCAGCACCUGAAGCAACCCACAGCAAAUCUCCGCUGUCGUCAUCCCCCCUUCUGCGAUUUAAGCCUUUGGGGUGGCGUGCAGAACUGCUUACGGGGUGUAGUGCGUGUAAUAUGGCCUUUUUCCCCAGUAUUCCCUCCUUUAGUUAUGUUAUGAUCAGCUUCUUCGGCUCCCUGGGGUUGAGAUCAACCAUGGAUGACGCAGCCUCUUCGCACGUCUUUACCGCCCUGCGCGCGGCCGCGAUCUUCGCUGCCGUCGUGAUGAGCGCCAUGCAGCAUAUCCUCGAGGCGGCCAUCCGGUGCUCGAUGUUGCCCGUCAACCACUGGGGGGUUCAACUUUUUAUGAGCGAUGCCGAUAACCGCAUCUUGCCUGUGAUGCAGUUAGCCAUGAAUAUGGGGUUGUGGCUGUGGGUGUUGGUGCUUUCACGUGGGCCGACGGAACCCCCAGUCGGACCUCCCGCCGCGGCGUGUGAAGUGGAUAAGAUCCAGACCACCAAAGAAGCCAAAAAAGAGGAAAAAGUUGUAUCAGAUCCUGCUAAUUCAAAUACCUUCCCGGGAAACUCGUUCACGCCGUCUGCUCAACCGGUGAAAGGGCACCCGUCUUCAACAUGCGAAGGCGGUGAGCGUCUUUCUCAGGCUCGUCAUGGGAGCUUCAAAUCCUUCUGGAAUGCCGCUUUUCCCUCCAUCUCACGCGCGUUAACGAUUGGGAUCAUGCUUGGCCUUGCCGCGUAUUACAGCAUCCGACAGCAAUACCUCAACAUCCUGCAGGGCUUUCCUAUGGUUACGAUGAUCCUAACGCAGGCCUUUUUCCCGGGCUUUCUCGAUCGCCACCCUCGGAUUCUCAUGAACUGUGUGAACCUCAUGACUGUGGGGCUGUUACUUUUGCCGUUAAUUCCCGCCAUUUCGGAUCCGACGGCGUGCGUUCCGUUCACCACCCUGCGGCUUCAUCAGUUAGGGCUGCGCAGACUGCCUACACGUUGGGAUUAUCUGCCAACUAUCGCGGCGGGAAUGCUUCUGAAAACUCUUCUGCAGCCGACUCCUUCACGUGCGAGAGGGGCGGAUUCAACGUCGAUAUCGUGUUGUUUGCCAUCGCUUCUUUUCGCGAUGGGGAUCUCCGCCGGGAUGGGGCUUUGGGCGCCCCGAGGGGCCCUCCACGACCUCGCGUUGCUCCUCCACGUAGCGGUGGGAAUGGCCUUUGCAAUGCGGCGGAAGGAAGCCGCAGGGCGGGCGAUUCGAGGGGCUUCCAUCCUCGCCACGACGGCCUCGAUCGGGAUCACCCUCGCGGCGAUCCCACAGCUCUGGGAUGGGUUCGUUGAGGGAUUGUUGAGGAAGUUGCCCGGUUGCGAAACGACGGAGCUGGCGCGAAGCUGCGCUUGCGAGCUGCUUGGUUUCUCGACAUCUCUGAAUAAAGGAGAGGGCCUAAAGUUAGCGCUCGUAGUGUUGCAUUGGUAUGGGGUGUUGCUGCUUUUGCAGUUAAAAAUCGCCCCGGCGUGUGAACUGAUCAACGAAGAUGACGACGACGACGAUGGAGAGCUGUUGUUCGGCCUCUCCAAGCCGGACGAGGAGGGGCUUUUGCAGGAACCCCAACCACGGUUGGGGUGGGGGUUUUGGAGGAAUCUUCGCGAUCCUAAUCGUGGGUUGAGGGGGUUAUCCUUGCUCAGUGUAUGGCUAGGGCAGGCCAUGCUUGGGAUCGCGGUGCUACGACGCCCAAGCGUUCUGAGCAUAGGGUACGCCGUGUUUCUGAUGAUGGAUGGCCUCGCGUGCCCUGCGCUGCCGGUGUAUAUGGGAAUACACGCGAGCGUGUGGUUUGCUUAUCAACUGCGUUGGGUGCCACCAAUUACCACGACCAUACCGGAAUUCCUCACGCGCGGGCAGGAGGUUCGUUUGGAAACCUUUCUAGGACUUCGAAAGUAUCCGUGGAAUGACGGAUGGCAUUCGAUGGAGCGGGCGGAGACGCUCGUACCGUUGCUACUCCUCUCCUUCUGUGUGGUGCUGCAUCACGCGACGCAGCCUUUCCUCCCUUAUCGGUUUCUCCAUUUCUUCCUGGAUGGCUACUACACCCGGCGGUGGUGGGGGUUUCUCUCCAUUCACCUUCUACCGAGCAUCAGCUUCGAGCUUCUCGCGCUUUUUUUGUUGCUGGCGGUGCGUUACACGCUCUCCUCGGUGCUGGCGAUCGGCUUUGCGGGGGCGCUCGCGAUGGAGUGCAUGGUGGGCCGCGCAAAACUUGUCUGGCGGCCGUCUUGGAUGCGCGCGUUGCGGCUGCUGCUGACGGUUUAUUUUGCGUGGAUGACCAUAGUGCGACUUGGUCAGGUAAUACGACCCGAAUGGGAAACCCCGACGAGGGCGUCGUGGUCGGGGUGGAUUUGGACGAACUGCGGCACCCCGAAGGCGGCGUUGAGCUGUGGGGCGUGCUGGAUCGCCCUUUUGCAUUGCCGUCGCGCAAUGCCUAUAGUGGAGUAUCGGCUUAACCUCGACGCGAUGCAUCAUAAGGGGCAUGACAACCUCCUUGACUUCCUUAGUGGGCAGCAGGUGCCGGAUAUCCUUCAGCUCACGAGUGACGAGUUCGAGAAGGUCGUGCCGGACUUCCCUUACAAGGAAAGCUGCGCCUCGCGGUUGAUGGGGAUGUUUUUAUCCGCCUUCUCCACCCUCUACCCACCGCUGAUCUGCCUCUGCGCGCUCAUCGUCACCGCAUCCCCAUCCUUUCUAAGUCUUGCGGUGUCGGCAGGUAGCCUUCUGUAUGUGCACCACGCGGAGUCCUUGUAUUUGGCGAUCUUCAUUAGUUGGCGUAAGAUAGCACCGUUUAGCAGCAUCGUGCUGGUCGCUCCACUUCUGGGUAAUGUUGCCGGCGUUGGGAUGUGGCUAUCAAGGCACAUCCCUCGCUUGGCUCUCUUUCUCGGCCUUCUCCAAGGAACGCCCGGUUCGGCGGAGGAUCUCCAACCUGCAAGUUUUACGAUCGUGCACGUCGUGCUGCUCUCCUGCAUAAUCCUACAAACAAGGGUGUAUAAUGAAUAUCAGUAUGGCUGCGUGCUGAGGAAACUUUACUUUGCCGUAAAGGGUUACCCUGGGCCAUGCGAAAAGCCCCAAAGGCGCCUGAAUCAGACGGAAGCAGGCGAAAAUCUCCAAAAGAUGAUGCGUAACCCAAGGCCCUAUCAACCAACGAAAUGCGGUCGUGGAAACUGUGGAGUUCGCAACGGCUCGCCAAGGGUGCCACUAAACACCCUCUUCAAAUAA
Messenger RNA from Phytomonas sp. EM1, 4226 nucleotides. The record is from the annotation of a GenBank genome assembly. Lineage: Eukaryota; Euglenozoa; Kinetoplastea; Trypanosomatida; Trypanosomatidae.